This is a messenger RNA of Brassica rapa (field mustard), 1345 nucleotides long. Its product is annotated as protein NDH-DEPENDENT CYCLIC ELECTRON FLOW 5. Gene Ontology annotation, cellular component: cytoplasm. Gene Ontology annotation, biological process: carbohydrate metabolic process. Gene Ontology annotation, molecular function: carbohydrate binding; glucose-6-phosphate 1-epimerase activity. The record is from RefSeq and is a predicted model, not a curated record. Lineage: Eukaryota; Viridiplantae; Streptophyta; Magnoliopsida; Brassicales; Brassicaceae.
UUGUGGUUAUGUUACUUCUGUGAUAAGCCCGGCCCAUUACUUAUUUUGGCACCAGAGGAGAGACGGAGAUAGAGGCGCUGAAGCAGCAAGUGGUCAUAUGAAAUGCAAAGAAGAUAAGGUUUGGCUGAAACGUUUUCAGAGCUCUAACAAUGGCUCUGUCUCAUUCCACUAUUGUUUCACAUAGUUGUACUCUUCCACUGUGUAGAUAUUCAAAGCUUCAUCUUCUGAGCCAACCUUCUUAUUUGCCACUUCAUUUCAAUAAAAACGUAAAGAGAUUAGAAUCUUUUCAUCUUCCACCUCCAUCAGCUGCAGCAGCUGCUUCAUCCUACUUUCCAAUCGAUGUUGAGUAUCUCAAGCGAGAGUUCUCUGGCCAUGGAGCCACUUUCGAGGAUAUUGGUGAGACAUGUGUCGCCAAACUGAAACUAGACAAUGGAAGUUCAGCCAAUGUGAUGCUGACACGUGGCAUGGUGACAUCGUACAAAGUCAAAGUCUGGCACGGAGGCAAAGUGGAGCUUCUCCACACAUGGGUGGAACAAGAACAAGAACAGGAAGAAGUAGUGAUAAGAGGAGGUGUUUCAUCAGCAUUUAGCUCAUCAGAUGACACUGAAGAAUGGAGUCUCCAUGGUAUCACUGGAGAUUCAGAGAAUUGUGUUCAAGUGGAACUGAGAAGAAGUGACAAGAAGAUCAAAGAGAUUGAGAUGAAACAGAUUAUAACUCUGAGAGGAGACACUCUAAGUAUUGAGCUUUGUGUGACAAACAAAGGAGUUUCACCAAUCAGUAUUAAAGGCUGUUCGCUUGUAAGUUAUCUGACAGUGAGCACACCAGAAGCUACCUAUGCAGUUGGGUUGGAAGGUUCAGAUUUUGUGGAGAAGACUCCUUUUCUCCCUCGUUUCGGUUUGGUUCAAGGCGAAGAGGAAGAAGAAGAUAAAUAUGGGUUGAGUGGGGAAGAAGAGAGCAACUACAAACAGUUGAGUGAAGAGAUGAGUAGGAUUUACACACUUGCUCCAAGUAGCUUCACUAUUAUUGACAGGGGAAGAAGGAACUCAGUGGUAGUGGGAAGAGAAGGGUUUGAGGAAGUGUAUAUGUACAGCCCUGGUUCCAAACUUGAGAGUUACACAAAGUCUGCUUAUGUCUGUAUUGGACCAUCUUCAUUGCUAAACCCAAUCUCUUUGGAUCCUGGCUGUGUUUGGAGAGGUGUGUUGCAUAUUCACAAUCCUAAUUCCUGAGGGUUUUCAUGAGCUGACUUUAUUAUAAAAAGUCUGUAAAGAGUAUAAUCAAUUUUUAACAGACUUUCUUAGCAAGAAAACGUGAAAAUUAAAUUGGACACAACAAAAUAUUUGGUAUU